Molecule: messenger RNA, 219 nt
Organism: Anisakis simplex (herring worm)
Lineage: Eukaryota; Metazoa; Nematoda; Chromadorea; Rhabditida; Anisakidae
Source: the annotation of a GenBank genome assembly
AUGGCCAAGAGGCUCGCCAUGGAGAAUCGACAAGAGCAACGUAGGAUGGAACGAAAGGCUCAGAUUGAUGCGAUCAGACAGAAAUAUGGCAUUCCUUCAUCCGAGCCACACUUCCAACGUAUGAAUAGCGGUAGUGGAAGUAGUAUCAGUUCGAAACUUUCCAAAAUUUCAUCAAAGAAUAAACAUUCAUCACACGCACACACAUCGCACAAAUACUGA